AUGCCGCAGAGAAACCUCUUCGACUUCGCCUUCUCUAGGAACGGCGGCGGAGUUCAGAAGAAACCUCGCUCGCCAAAUCGACAGUCCCCCACGCAGUCAUCAUCAUCAGCACCAAACCCCUCAUCCUCGUCAAAACCCGCCCAAAAACCAUCAGACCGCUCAAGUCCAUCACUCGCCGCCGUCGCAGCAGAAACACGCUCAGCGCUUCCUCAGAUCCUCCCCCACCUGCCCAACAUCAACGCCUCAAAAUCAGAAGAUCUGCACCUGGAUUACCUCCCGCCUCUGAAAACCUCAGCUUGCCCGGGACACACCCCGCGCGCAAAGAUCAAGAUCGUCAACGAGGACUCGCUCAAUGCGGCAAUCGAACUCGCUGCGCGCCGACCUGAUGGCGGCCGUGUGGCCGUGCUGAAUAUGGCUUCAGAUAUCCACGCCGGCGGCGGAUGGUUGAAAGGUGCGAUCGCGCAGGAGGAGGCCAUGUGUUAUCGCUCGUCGCUGUAUCUCAGCUUGCAUAAACGGUAUUAUCCCUUCAAGCGCCGCGGGGGACUUUACACGCCUGAUGUGGUUGUUAUUCGGGGCGACAUGGCGAGUGGUCACAAGCUUCUUGUUCCGCGAGUCGCGUAUGGCGAUUUACCCGUUGUAAGUGUGCUCAGCAUUGCGGCGAUUCGGAGACCGGAAGUGGUGAAGCGGAAAAUCUCUACGCCUGCAGGGGACGAAGAAGUGUAUGAGUUUGCCAAGGAGACAGAUCGCACGCUCACGAUGAGUAAGAUGAGGCUUUGUUUGAGGAUGGCGGCGAGUCGGGGGCACAGUCUGCUUGUGCUGGGAGCGUUGGGGUGCGGAGCAUUUAGGAACCCUCCUGAAGAGAUUGUCAGAUGUUGGCUAGAGGUGCUGGGCGAAGCUGAAUUUGGGGGUGGAUGGUGGAGGGAGGUGUGGUUUGCGGUCUACGAUCGCAAGAAUGAGGGGAAUUUCGAGGUGUUUGAAGAUGCAUUGGGCGGUCUCCGGGUUUGA
Colletotrichum costaricense is the source of this 1005-nucleotide messenger RNA. RefSeq lists its product as uncharacterized. Bases 1 to 1005 code for a protein of 334 amino acids. The transcript has a single exon. The record is from RefSeq and is a predicted model, not a curated record. NCBI's taxonomy places the organism in Eukaryota, Fungi, Ascomycota, Sordariomycetes, Glomerellales, Glomerellaceae.